AUGCCAUUUGCUCACUCUCUCCUACGGAGGGAUCCAUAUUUCGGUCACAUCGGUCUUGUUCCUUGUGCCAUCGGAGCCACAAAAAUAAGUGAAUGGGAGCGUGGCACCAUAAAUUACAACCGACUAAUCGAUAGAGCAAGAUUCGCCAUGAAAACAAGUGGAUCUAUAAGGGCUAUCCUUUGGUAUCAAGGUGAGAGUGAUACUGAAAAGAAACAAGAUGCCAUCAUCUACAAGGAUAAACUGAAAAAAUUCUUCACAGAUGUUCGGGUUGAUUUAGUCUCACCAUUGCUUCCUAUUAUUCAGGUCAGCCCUGUCACUUAA
Molecule: messenger RNA, 321 nt
Organism: Oldenlandia corymbosa var. corymbosa
Lineage: Eukaryota; Viridiplantae; Streptophyta; Magnoliopsida; Gentianales; Rubiaceae
Source: the annotation of a GenBank genome assembly